GCAGGAGAUGGACUACCCGUUGGAUCACCACUUUCUCGACCCUUCCAAGUCCACGUUGCUGCUGGUCGCCUACACAGUGCUCCCCUUGAAGCGGAUCCGGCUUCGACGUCUACUGCACCACAGACGGUCGGUCUGGCGAAUGACAUACUGCGGGAUCGCAUCCGUGCCAGCUUCUGGCAGAGCUACUCAAAACGCAUCGCGUGAGCUCAAAGAUUUGCAUAUUUAUACAGGUCUUUCUCGGUUGUGA
Dibothriocephalus latus is the source of this 247-nucleotide messenger RNA. NCBI's taxonomy places the organism in Eukaryota, Metazoa, Platyhelminthes, Cestoda, Diphyllobothriidea, Diphyllobothriidae. The record is from the annotation of a GenBank genome assembly.